This is a messenger RNA of Jaminaea rosea, 3552 nucleotides long. RefSeq lists its product as hypothetical. Lineage: Eukaryota; Fungi; Basidiomycota; Exobasidiomycetes; Microstromatales. The record is from RefSeq and is a predicted model, not a curated record. The coding region runs from base 366 to 3527 and encodes 1053 amino acids. The transcript has 4 exons.
CCAUCACUGAGAUCCUCACGAAGACGACGACAACGAGCUUGUCCAGCAAUUUGCCAACAUGCGCUUUCCACCUUCGAUGACUGUGAACCCCUCUGCGUCGCGGGAGGACAUCCUCAUCUCGAUGCGAAGAGAGCUAGGCUUCGAUGCUGAGCUGGGCACAGAUGUAAGCCAUUCACCAUCUUCACUCCUCUCACAUUCUGGUAUAUGCAGGCCGUCUUGUUGCUGCUUCAAUUCAAUUCAUUCGCAUCUCUUUCAACGCGUAUCACGGAUGCUCUGACCUCCUACUGACCCACCGCCGUCGUGGCUGCUACCUUCUGCUCGCUCGAUCGCAGGGAGCUCAAGUACUCAAGAAGCUCUGGCCAUCAAUGCGGGACCGUCAUCUCACCCUCCUCCCUGAGCCGUUAUAUCCCGGCGUGAAUCCUGCUCGGACACCACAAGAUGUUGGCAUUCUCCCUUCGGACGGCGAGCAGUUCUCCAUCCAAGACAGGAUUGCUCGAGAACGUCUCGAAGCUAGCAAGCGGUCCAUCGAGAUCUACAAGGGUACCAUGCGCGCUCAGAAGCGAACUAAAGCAGUGGAGGCGAAGGAGAGCUGGCGUCCUGCUGAGCAGAUCCUGCUAGAAGAAGCUCGGCGCAUUUUCGUCCCCUCUCUGUCUCAUUUCGAUGAGCCGGCGGCGAUCUCGCGCAGGAGUCUUCUCGCUACACAAAAGCGCAAGAACGAGCGACAGCCACAAGUACCGCUCAUCAAAGAGCUCGUGGCCCUACGACCUGGUCCACUCAGCCUUCCAUUUCCUGCGGACGAGGACGUCAAAGAAGAGCAGGUGAAGACGUUUGACGAGCUUUUCUCUCUCGAUCUCAAAAUUCCCACCGAGCAUGUGUUGGUCGUCAAGAAUCUCAUGGCUCAAGCGCGCUCCGCCUCUCGAUGGCGACCCGUAGCUGGUGAGCCCCUACUUGAUCUAGAGCUACCGCAGGAGCAUUCGAGCGGAGAGGACACACUCGCGACGCCUCUCAGCCCGCCGCUCAUCCCAAGGUCUCGCAACAAAGGCAACGCAGCCUCUCGCGACGUUCACAACGUCCCCGGCCUUCUGUCGGACGUGCUCAGCGAAGCGUUCAGUCAGCAUCUUCAGCUCGAAGCGCCUCGCCAGAAUCUCCCCCCUCCCCUCCCAGUCGGUGGCCGUGGAAGCCUUGAUGAGAGCCAUUCCUUCCUCGAUCUGAAGCUCGAGGGUCCGUCGACCGGGACGAGUGGUCAGUAUGAGGCACUUCCAGCGCGCACCUACCCUCCAGUGCGCAUCCAGUCGGAUCUCUUUGACGCUUCUGAAGAUCGACCCCUCACGCGCAUUCAUCGCAGCACGACGUCCACCUCUGACUCGACUGCUGACCUCAUCUCUUCGCUCACCGACUCCGAGCCUCGUGCUCCCCUCAAUCUGGACGACUCUACUCUCCCCAAGCUCUCCGUCGGCUGGGGCUCGGCAAGCAAGACCAAGAGCGGCUGCCUAGAUUUAGAAGAGAAGCUCGAGACCAUGGGCAACAUCUUGCGCUUUGAGGUGCCGAGGCUUUCCGUCAGUCCUCCAAAGCCAGCUCGUCACGAUCAGCGGGGUUCCUUGUUGCCCACCGAUCUUUCGCUGACUCACCUAGUGGGCUCAUCACGUGUCACCUCGCAAAGUUGCCCACUUCAGCCUCUUCCUGGUCUGCGCUCGCUCAACAUCGACCUCGGGGAGCGAUGGUGGCGCGGGCCGAGGACUGGGCCGCACUCCAAUGGAGGGCCUUGGCCCUUUGGCGAGCAGCGGGAGCUGCUGGGUAGUUCCGAAGCGGCCGAAAGGAUGAUCGAGGACAUCAACAACAAGAUUGAGCACCAGCGUCACACAACGCAAGCCAACUUUGUAUUGCCGCGUCGACCUGCCACUCCCAUCGGCCUAGUCGAGGACGAAGAGCCGCUGAAGAAGCGAGUGUCAGAGUACGAGGACAAUGAAGCUCCUCGUUGGGCAACAACUCCUGGUCAGCCUGACGAGAGCUCCCUUGAAGCCAAAGCACAAUUGCCUGCAGAGAAUGAGUCGCAAGACGAAUUGAGGACGCCAUCGCCCGUAGUGGAGGCAAAAGAAGAGGAAGGGAGUGACAUCUUCGACUGGCAGCAGUGGGAGGAUGAUGCGGUGGCUUCGCAGUUGAUCGCAGUAGCUGCUGUAGAAAGGGAAAUGUCCAAGACAAUCUCACGUGAAGAUGCUCCUCACCGGCCUGUCUCCACCUUGGCGGAGCUUCCUCCGAAAGACCAUGAGAGGAGGGAGGAUCACCCAGCAGCCUUUCCCAUCUUCUUUGGGCAGCAAGUAGAGCAAGGCGGCCCUUCAUCCAUUGAUCCGGAGGCUACCACCCUGCGCCAGGCACAAACUCAAUCGACAGCAGGACAAGCAGUAGCAACCUCACGAGCAGCUCUUGACAUGACAUCAGGGCAUCGAUGGCCAUCAACAACUCGUCGCUGGUCCCCUUGUAGUACAGCCGCACAACCCAUUGAGAAGGGCCCGGCGUCACGACCUACUAUCCUCGAAGUCCUCGAGGAAGCCGCAGAGCCAUCUUCGCAACCGGCCGAUGCCGGUGAAGAGGCUCAUGGCCAGAGCGAACACGGAAAGAAUCUGACGAUGCCGCAAAGGAGGGCACGUGAACGAAACGACGAUGCACUUGAGCAGGCGAUUAAGCGGGCGAAACUGAACUCAUCGGCAUCAGUGGCCAUGCUGAGUAUUCCACCAAAAACAGCAACGACGAAGGCGACUGUCGCAUCGCUGGAUCCAAUGGACAUCUUCAUGCGCGCUAAAGGGAUACCCAGAGCCUCGCCUGACGACGAAGUCGACACAGAGGGCAGCACAACUUUCAUAGCCGCAGCCGCAAAGAAGCGCCAGCGUCCAAGCCCGACUUCACACGCUUCUGGCUCGAUUCAAUCACCAUCCCCUGUCCACCAACAUGAAGAUGAGCUCAUCUUCCAGCCUCCCAAUCUCGAUGCGCCCCUUCCAUCCGCCCAAUAUUUCGUUACUCUUCGCGGGCUCCAACACCAUUCGGUCCUCUCCGCCCUUCAGGACUCGAGGCUAAGCGUCCAGCUCGUAGAGCAGGACUGUCCAGCAGGGCAGGAAGAGUCUCUCCUUCCUCAUCUCAUCCUUCCCGCCAGCAUGCAUAGAGCGAGCAAGGGAUUUGUCCUCCUCUUCAAGCUCACGCUCCUCCCUUCUGCCAUGCGAGACUCUGGGCCGCCCAUUCCGCCGUACCUCGACCUGCGCUGUACCUUAGAAUCGCUUCUUCCCCGCCAUUACCAAUCAGGGCUGAUCCUCCUCGAAGGUUGGAACAGUGAUUCAGGAAACCCUCUUCCCGCUUCUCUGCUUGCGACAGAGAAAGACUUUGGGACGCCGACGCCGAUCAGCAAGGCGAGGGGGGCGCUUGAUGAUUGGUUGAGGCAGAAGGGAUGGACAGAGUUGGUGCAGGUGAAGGUGGCGAGGAGUCCAGUGGAGGCGGCGUGGGGGAUCAGGGGGUGGGAUGAUGGGAGGCAGUGGGGAUGAGACGAAUGCAUCGAGUCCAAUGUGU